Messenger RNA from Gaeumannomyces tritici R3-111a-1, 1976 nucleotides. RefSeq lists its product as hypothetical. The coding region runs from base 258 to 1754 and encodes 498 amino acids. Gene Ontology annotation, molecular function: DNA-binding transcription factor activity, RNA polymerase II-specific; RNA polymerase II cis-regulatory region sequence-specific DNA binding. Gene Ontology annotation, biological process: regulation of transcription by RNA polymerase II. Lineage: Eukaryota; Fungi; Ascomycota; Sordariomycetes; Magnaporthales; Magnaporthaceae. The transcript has 2 exons. The record is from RefSeq and is a predicted model, not a curated record.
GAUGCCGUGAAUCUCUCGAGGCAUACUUAGUAAGUUGGCCGUCCCGUCCUCUCGCCUUCUCCCGUGGCCUCACCCUGCCGCAUCAACAGCAUAGCCCGCCCCCCAUCCUGGCAUCUACGAUCCUUCCGACCAUCCCGUUGGGAAGCACAUCGCAUCACAUCACUCUUGAGCUGCAAGAGCCCCCUCAUACACACGCAUCUGCCACUUAUAACUAUCCUACACUCCUACACACACCCACACACACACUCUCUCACAAAAUGCUCGGGUGUUUGCCGGUCCGACAGGCGGACAGGUUGUCUGAAGCAUAUGCCACCAUGCCUAAUCAGGACUGGAGGAUGUCAUGGGGGAACGAGGAGCCCACACUCCAGGAACGUCAGCAGCAACGCCUGCUCUCCCUGCUGGAGAACAACAUCGACCCAACACUAGCACUAGACCACUUUCACGCCAUGGCGCAUGUCCAGGGAGACCACAUCAGGAGCUACCGGUCGCAGCACCAACACCAGCCGCAGCAGCAUCGCCAGCACCAGUACGCCCAAGCCGCACACCAGCAACACCACUUCCAACAACUGCAGCAAUGGGGGUUUCCUUCGCAAGAACCCCUCCCAACACACAACGCCAGCUCGGCAGCGCAGGCCCGGCAGCAACACCACCUCGCAGUUGCCCCCGAAGCCGCCGCGGACCAUGCCGUCCGCAUGAGCACCACCCCGACGCUGGUCCUGUCCGACUCUCUGGACACUGCCACCACCACCGCCACCACCACCACUACUACCACCGUCUUCGACGACGCCUGGGUCGAUCCCAUCUUCGGGUUCGAGGACGGGCAGGGCGAGCGCCGCUCGUCGGAGCUCUUCCCGCCGCGGCUGCAGCACAGCGACUCCUUCAGCGCCCCCUGCUCGCCGGCCCUACGCCCCGGCUACGCCACGUCCGCCGCCAGCUACUCGUCGGCGGCGAGCCCGGCGCCCUCGCACGCGGGCAUGUGGGACCCGGAGCUGCUUGAUCCCGACCUCGCGUCGGUGGCGGCGAACUUGUUCGCAACAGCGGCGGCGCCAGGGGCGGCAGGAGGUAUUUACAGUGGCAGCAACAGACAUGCGGCGGCGGCGGCGGCGGCGGCGGCAUCGUCAGCAACAACAAGAGCAGCAACGCCGGCAGAACAAGAGACGGACGCGAGUCGGGCAAUGUCCCCGUCGCUACCUACUACCACCACCACUGAAGCCACCAGCACCACCGCAGCCUCCCCCUCCCCCUCCACGGCCGCGCUCCGCGGUCGCUCGGCGUCGGCCGGCCGCACGCGGGCGGGGCCCGACUGGAUGCCCGAUGACGUGCGCGAGAUGGGGUGCCAGCCCACGGGGCCGGGGGGAAGCUGGCGGUGCACUCACCCGGGGUGCGGGUCGACGCGCGCCUUCCUGCGCGCGUGCGACCUGCGCAAGCACUACCGCGCCCACACAAAGAGCCACUUUUGCAGCAUCGACGGCUGCCCGCGCUUCUACAACGGCUUCUCGUCCGAGAAGGACUGCAGGCGGCACAUGCGGUCGCACAACCCAAACAUCGAGUGCCCCGCUGAGGGCUGCGGGCGCAAGUUUAGCAGGGUUGACAACAUGAGAAAACACCACGAAGCCAUCCACCAAAGGCGACACCCGCACAGGCGGCGCCUCAGCGGAGGGCCCAGGGACAAGGACGCGGGCUCGCCAGAAACGGGCGGGGAGGACGGGGCCCCUGUUCUAGAAGGAGUGCAAACAAGCAUUCUGGACCAAUAGGAAACCGCCCCCAAAUCAUGUUAGCCUGGUGACUAGUCCAAGCGUUGAAAUUCACGUGCCCAUGGAACCAAAAAGCCCUGUUUUUCGUGCAACCUCGAUAUGCUCCUUCUCUUGCGUUUGAUGCGCCGCCACCUUUCCCAUGUCUGCCUUGCCUGGGACUUUGGGACAGUGUGAUCAACCCCCCUGGCCCUAGUGGCUCCUUGGCAACACCCAUAUCCCGCC